AUGCUGUGCCAUCAUCAACUUCGCCACUACAUCAGCACCGCUGAUCCAGACAGAAUCUAUGUUGUCGCUCACAAAGUCAUCCAUUGUAUUCACAUCUCGUCGCAAAAGUGGGACACUGUGGCCAAGAUACCUUUUGAGCCCAGAUGCUUGGCUGCAGGUUAUGGCUGGAUUGUCAUAGGAGGGCCUGAUAACGGAGAAUGCGCCUUUGUCAGGCUUCCUGACCAGACUCCACCUCCUCACGCUAGCUCGAGUUCUCACGAAGCAGACGUGGACGCAGCCUUACCGAUCGAUCUCGAAUCAAGCGCGAGGGCUCCUUCAGCUGGGACCUCAACGGAACAAACGCGGUCAGGUAGCACUCCUGGCCGCGCACAACCGGCAGAAGUUGAAAUUAAGAAGUUUGGAGGUUCCAUCGUAAACUCUGUCACCAUUCACCGCUUUCCUGGAGAUGGGGAGCGCAUAGCCCAUGAGGAUGUCGUACUUCUCAGUAACAACGACAAGACGGUCAAGGUCUACUCACUGACCCGCUCGAAACUCCUUGAGGUCCUCCGCCAUCCGGCUGCCAUGAAUUAUGCAAUCAUCUCGCCCGACUCGAAGGUCCUCGCUGCUGUCGGCGAUGAGAACUUCGCAUACUUUUAUGGAAUUACGCGAGAUGAAAGCGCAGCCGUUGAGCAUGGAGACGGAGGUGCUAGGCUGACAGGGUGGAAGUGGACUUUGCUUCGCAGUAUAGAAUUGCAGUUAAGCACAGGAUUUGAUGACGGAAGUUGCUUCACUGUGGCGUUCUCCCCAUCCAGUCAUUUGUGUGCUGUUGGAUCGCAAUCCGGGAUCAUUACCAUAUUUGACAUGGAAACAAUUCGUCGGUCGAGGGACGAGAGACAAGAUCAAGACCCAAAAUUGUGUAUGUUCCGAUCGUCAAGGCCCGAUUCGGACGCCGGCGCGGUGCGAAGCAUGGCCUUUUCCUCAGACCCUUGGGACCUUCUAGUCUGGGUAGAGGACACUGGCCGAGCUGGCAUCGCGGAUGUUCGUCAAGCAUUUUCCCGCAGACAGAUUCUGAACCUGGAUAGGAACGAUCCUGAACUUCAGAAAGUCGAAAUGAGCUUCAGCGCUCUUCCUGAAGGGACACGAUCUCAACUUGAAGAGCUCGCCACCAGCUCAAGCGAGGACAUGGGUACCAUUCAACAAACAAUGCUCGAUCUGCUUGAUAGAUCAUCAUCGGCUGGCCAGAAUGCAGGGGCUUCAGAGAAUCAGUUGCUGCGCGAGAGUCUUGUACAAGAUCUCACCGAUAGAGAGCGGCAGAUUAUUGAGUUCUUGAACACCGCGCGAUGGACUUCAAGACAAGAAGAAGGAACAGAUAAUAACUUACCAAGAACCAUCGUUCAUAUUCGUCCCGGAGGGGUCCAAUCGACCCUCUCGUACGACGUCACCCCCCGCACCGGUGAUGCACUUCAUGAGCUCUUCCGUGAAAACUACCUCGGCCGUGUAAGCGCCAGUGAGCGCGGUCUGAACCCCAGACGCCAAGGCGCUAUCGUGUUGUCUCCGGCCAACACCGGCUCCAACAAUCAAAACCCCGAAGAGGGCAAUUCCACAGGGGCAGAUGUGCACCUUUUGCUCAGAUGGACUACCUCACCCUCGGAUAUGCAGUCCUCCGAGAACGCCUCUCGUGCAAACGGUCCAGGAACCUCUUCCGAAGAUGAUAUUGAUACUGGCGAACCAGGUACGAACAGCCACCUCGCCCUAGGCCGUGCAACAGCCUUAAUUGAUACAUCGUUCCCGUCUCCAGACGCCACGUCAUCCGAAACCCGCCAGAGAUCGCAGCGGUCCAGAUCAAUACCGCGACGAUCGCCGCGCCCGAUUGGCACCACUGAGGGCAUGCACGAAGCACGCACGACGAAUUCGGAACUGCGGGCCAGCGUAGCUGCUGAGCGCCUCCGGCGGCAGCGACUGGCGGCAAAUGAGGUAAAUCGACCUACUGACUGGGAACAAUUGUAUCGACGGCAACUCAUGACUUUUUAUCAGAUUCGGUCACCAAGAUGGAUUAGAAGCAUUCUCAAUGAUCUCUCCGACCGGAACCUAGCCCAUCUUCACCACGACCAAGAUCCUGUUCAAGAUCCUGCUGCCACGGCUGGAAUUGGUUGGGGCGCGGAUGGGAGAACCUUGUACAUUGCGACUGUGGAGGGCAUUUUUGAAUAUCAACUCAAUAUCCAAGAUCGGAUGACCUUCCCGAUUCUUGCUUGCCGCUGA
Rasamsonia emersonii CBS 393.64 is the source of this 2238-nucleotide messenger RNA. RefSeq lists its product as uncharacterized. The record is from RefSeq and is a predicted model, not a curated record. The coding region runs from base 1 to 2238 and encodes 745 amino acids. The transcript is spliced from 5 exons. Lineage: Eukaryota; Fungi; Ascomycota; Eurotiomycetes; Eurotiales; Trichocomaceae. Gene Ontology annotation, molecular function: protein binding.